Molecule: messenger RNA, 20584 nt
Organism: Coregonus sp. 'balchen'
Lineage: Eukaryota; Metazoa; Chordata; Actinopteri; Salmoniformes; Salmonidae
Source: the annotation of a GenBank genome assembly
AUGAGUCUUAAGGUGAAACACCACAAAAAUAUAGGUGAAAAAUAGGUGAGAACUCUCAAAGCAUACUGUCUUGUGAAACAGUCUGUUUAGAAUGCUGAGUACGAUGACCUCCCAUUCUUUUUUUCGACCAUGAAUGUGCUGAUGUGUUGGUUCCCAAGCCAUUAUGAUGUAACCAGGUUAGACAAAGAUAAAAGGUCUGGAUUUGGAUAGUAAUUUUUAAGAUGCUAUUUGAUUAAAUUUUUAUGAGCUGGUAUCCUGUCGUGCAUACAGUGUGGUUAGUGUACUAAACAUAAAGCAUUCUGACAUUCACAGCAGUGCUUUGUAAACAUUAUUACAGGACUAACGCCUGACGCUCUCCCUCUCUCUCACUCCCUCUCUCUCUCUCCGUCUCUCUCUCUCUCACUCUCUCUGCAGUAGCCCUGAAGAACUGUACUUGCAAGAGAGAGCUGGCCAAUGGUGAUAGCGAUGACAACGGCAAAGCCACGGGAUUGGCGGACAGUUGGCUGCCUGAAGGCGAACUCUUGCUGCAGGUCAGCGCUAAGGGCUUGUCAUGGCCUAACUUCAGCUGACUGCACUGCCAGCUGAAUCGCUGUGUGUGUGUGUGUGUGUGUGUGUGUGUGUGUGUGUGUGUGUGUGUGUGUGUGUGUGUGUGAGUGUGUCUGAAACGCUUUCAUGUUUUUUCUUAUAGCAGAAAAUCAGUUUGGGCAGGGAGACAGAGACAGGGGCUCAGGGAUAGCUUAUCAGUCAAUAUGUCUGCUCCUGUCUCUGUCUGUCUGAGGUUCCCAUAUGAAAUGUGUGAGUGCAACUUGGAGUCAGCUGAGUCGCCUAACCUUGUGGCUAAACAUGUCCCUUUGGAUAUUUUUGCAAGAUAGGCACCAAAGCACUCAAGACAAUAUCUCCUUUUCAAGAAUAAUAAACAUCAAAAUGUGGAAUCUUCUAAAAAAUAAGAAAAGAUCUGACUGUCUCCUCUUUUGGGAACUACAAGGCUUAAUAUCCAGUGAUGGAAUGUUGGAUAAACCUCAUAACUCAUUAGCCAGCACUUUGUCUUUAAUACAACAUGUAACAGGGCAGGUAGCCUAGGCAGUUAGAGUGUUGGGCCAGUAACCGAAAGGUCGCUGGCUCGAAUCCCCGAGCCUACUAGGUGAAAAUCUGUCGAUGUGCCCUUGAGCAAGGCAUUUAACCCUAGUCGCUCUGGAUAAGAGUGUCUGCUAAAUGACGGAGAUGUACCUCUGCUUAUUAAUUCCCAAGGCUCCAGAAUACACCAUUACACUCUAAUACGCUACACCCCAAUUUGUAAUUCUAGUAUUCAUUGUCAUUUUAUCUAGUUUACUAUUCCAUCUCUAGGGAGCUAUUUUAAUUUUGUUUCUCUGUAUGUGUUAUUGAGUGGAGAGUGGCUGCCAAAUCUCUUUUGGAUACACCAGAGUCAUUGAUUUUCCAGUCCAGUUCCCCUCUAUGUGCAGCACAGUGGAAUUCCAGAGCAUAGCCCUAUGAACGAAGUUUCAUUAUUAUGAUAAACCUACAUCUCUCCAAUGUGUUAGCAAUGAAGCAUGAAAGCUCAUUCUGGGGAGGAGGAAUUAGUGAGGAUGGAAUCUUUUAUUCAAAUUGAGAUAACAGCCAUGGGACAUUUUAAAAGACUGGAAGACAGGGAGAAAAGGCGAGGUUAGGGGAAGAAGUGGAGAAGGGCAGAGGUGAAGAGGGCUAUUUCUGACCAAGUCUGAUUUUCUCUCUCCUCAUUUUCUUCUCUGUAGUUCAAUGUCAGACACUUGGUAGUGAAUUAUAGAGGAGCUGUGAGGUCAUUCAUUAUUUACAGCAGGAGAGGGGGAGGAAAAGAGAGGCAAAGCAGAUUAAUUUAGUUUUCACCCUUCACUGUCAUUGUUGAAAAUAGACAGACUGAGGACAGCCUGUUUUCAACCUCUUAUACUCAAAGCAGUCCCACAGAAGCCUAACACUACCGUCAUGAGGGAAAGUAGUUCUGCAGAAUGCCGACAGAUAUUGUAAGUGUUGAUACGGUACAAGCAUGCACAAAUGGAGUCCCAUUGGAGAUGUGAUCUCUGUUCUGCUCAACCAGGAGGUCUACAAUCUAGCUUGCACACAUUGUGGUUCUCUGGCAAAGAGUCAAUACAGGACUAAGAUUGAAUCGUACUACACCGGCUCUGACGCUCGUCAGAUGUGGCAGGGCUUGAAAACUAUUACAGACUACAAAGGGAAGCACAGCCGCGAGCUGCCCAGUGACACAAGACUUCCAGACGAGCUAAACCACUUCUAUGCUCGCUUCGAGGCAAGCAACACUGAAGCAAGCAUGAGCGCACCAGCUGUUCUGGAUGACUAUGUAAUCACGCUCUCCGUAGCUGAUGUGAGUAAGACUUUUAAGCAGGUCAACAUUCACAAGGCCGCAGGGCCAGACGGAUUACCAGGACGUGUACUCUAAGCUUGUGCUGACCAACUGGCAAGUGUCUUCACUGACAUUUUCAACAUGUCCCUGACUGAGUCUGUAAUACCAACAUGUUUCAAGCAGACCACCAUAGUCCCCGUGCCCAAGGACACUAAGAUAACCUGCCUAAUGCUGAAUGCUAUUCAUUGACUACAGCUCAGCAUUCAACACCAUAGUGCCCUCUAAGCUCAUCACUAAGCUAAGGAUCCUGGGACUAAACACCUCCCUCUGAAACUGGAUCCUGGACUUCCUGACGGGCCGCCCCCAGGUGGUAAGGGUAGGUAACAACACAUCUGCCACACUGAUCCUCAACACGGGGGCCCCUCAGUGGUGCGUGCUCAGUCUCCUCCUGUACUCUCUGUUCACCCAUGACUGCAUGGCCAGGCACGACUCCAACACCAUCAUUAAGUUUGCAGACGACACAACAAUGGUAGGCCUGAUCACCGACAUGGAUGAGACAGCCUAUAGGGAGGAGGUCAGAGACCUGGCCGUGUGGUGCCAGGACAACAACCUCUCCCUCAACAUGACCAAGACAAAGGAGAUGAUUGUGGACUACAGGAAAAAAAAGAGGACUGAGCACGCCCCCAUUCUCAUCGACGGGGCUGUAGUGGAACAGGUUGAGAGCUUCAAGUUCCUUGGUGUCCACAUCACCAACGAACUAUCAUGGUCCAAACACACCAAGACAGUCGUGAAGAGGGCACGACAAAGCCUAUUCCCCCUCAGGAGACUGAAAAGAUUUGGCAUGGGUCCUCAGAUCCUCAGAAAAUUCUACAGCUGCACCAUCGAGAGCAUCCUGACUGGUUGCAUCACCGCCUGGUAUGGCAACUGCUUGGCCUCCGACCGCAAGGCACUACAGAGGGUAGUGCGUACGGCCCAGUACAUCACUGGGGCCAAGCUUCCUGCCAUCCAGGACCUCUAUACCAGGCGGUGUCAGAGGAAGGCCCUCAAAAUUGUCAAAGACUCCAGCCACCCUAGUCAUAGACUGUUCUCCCUGCUACCGCACGGCAAGCGGUACCGGAGUGCCAAGUCUAGGUCCAAAAGACUUCUCAACAGCUUUUACCCCCAAGCCAUAAGACUCCUGAACAGCUAAUCAUGGCUACCCAGACUAUUUGCACUGCCCCCCCACCCCAUCCUUUUUACGCUGCUGCUACUCUGUUAAUUAUUUAUGCAUAGUCACUUUAACUCUACCCACAUGUACAUAUUACUUCAACUAUCUCAACUAGCCGGUGCCCCCGCACAUUGACUCUGCACCGGUACCCCCCUGUAUAUAUAGCCUCCCUACUGUUAUUUUAUUUUACUUCUGCUCUUUUUUUCUCAACACUUUUUUUGUUGUUGUUUUAUUUUUACUUUUUUUGUUAAAAUAAAUGCACUGUUGGUUAAGGGCUGUAAGUAAGCAUUUCACUGUAAUGUCUGCACCUGUUGUAUUCGGCGCAUGUGACCAAUAAAAUGUGAUUUGAUUUGAUUUGAUAAAUGACUACCGACCCGUAGCACUGACGUCUGUAGCCAUGAAGUGCUUUGAAAGGCUGGUCAUGGCUCACAUCAACACCAUUAUCCCAGAAACCCUAGACCCACUCCAAUUUGCAUACCGCCCCAACAGAUCCACAGAUGAUGCAAUCUCUAUUGCACUCCACACUGCCCUUUCCCACCUGGACAAGAGGAACACCUACGUGAGAAUGCUAUUCAUUGACUACAGCUCAGCAUUCAACACCAUAGUGCCCUCAAAGCUCAUCAAUAAGCUAAGGAUCCUGGGACUAAACACCUCCCUCUGCAACUGGAUCCUGGACUUCCUGACGGGCCGCCCCCAGGUGGUAAGGGUAGGUAACAACACAUCUGCCACACUGAUCCUCAACACAGGGGCCCCUCAGGGGUGCGUGCUCAGUCCCCUCCUGAACUCCCUGUUCACCCAUGACUGCAUGGCUAGGCACGACUCCAACACCAUCAUUAAGUUUGCGGAUGACACAACAGUGGUAGGCCUGAUCACCGACAACGAUGAGACAGCCUAUAGGGAGGAGGUCAGAGACCUGGCCGUGUGGUGCCAGGAUAACAACCUCUCCCUCAACGUGACCAGGACAAAGGAGAUGAUUGUGGACUACAGGAAAAAAGGACUGAGCACGCCCCCAUUCUCAUCGACGGGGCUGUAGUGGAACAGGUUGAGAGCUUCAAGUUCCUUGGUGUUCACAUCACCAACGAACUAUCAUGGUCCAAACACACCAAGACAGUCGUGAAGAGGGCACGACAAAGCCUAUUCCCCCUCAGGAGACUGAAAAGAUUUGGCAUGGAUCAUCGAGAGCACCAUUGAGAGCAUCCUGACUGGUUGCAUCACCGCCUGGUAUGGCAACUGGUUGGCCUCCGACCGCAAGGCACUACAGAGGGUAGUGCGUACGGCCCAGUAUAUCACUGGGGCCAAGCUUCCUGCCAUCCAGGACCUCUAUACCAGGCGGUGUCAGAGGAAGGCCCUCAAAAAUGUAAAAGACUCCAGCCACCCUAGUCAUAGACUGUUCUCUCUGCUACCGCAUGGCAAGUGGUACCGGAGUGCCAAGUCUAGGUCCAAAAUACUUCUCAACAGCUUCUACCCUCAAGCCAUCAGACUCCUGAACAGCUAAUCAUGGCUACCCAGACUAUUUGCACUGCCCCCCACCCCCACCCCAUCUUUUUACACUGCUGCUACUCUGUUAAUUAUUUAUGCAUAGUCACUUUAACUCUACCCACAUGUACAUAUUACUUCAACUACCUCAACUAGCCGGUGCCCCCGCACAUUGACUCUGCACCGGUACCCCCCUGUAUAUAUAGCCUCCCUACUGUUAUUUUAUUUUACUUUUUCGGCGCAUGUGGCCAAUACAAUUUGAUUUGAUUUGAUUUGAUUUGAUUGCAAGAGUUCAAAGACAUUAAAUACUCACUUCAAUGCAGUGUUUUAGUACUCGAGUCCAGGACUCGGACUUGACUCAGACUUAAGUCACAAUAUUUAUGACUCGUUACCCAACUCGGACUUGACCAGUGGCGAAUCGGACUUGGACUCAACCAGUUGUAACUUUCUUUUCAGAAAAUCACUCUCUUUUGCAUAAUUGAACAUAUCAGCUACAACAGCAAACGUUAGAUAGCUAUACUAUCUAUUUAGUGUGGCUUGCGAAAAUAAUGUACCACUUAUUUCAGACUUUUUAUUGUAGUUAUUCUUUACAACGCUACUCCUCUUACACCGUUUAAGUGAGAAACGCCAUUCAAACUUUAAAACGUGCAGACUGGUCCGCACCAGUGUGUUUCCAUACAACUUUUUGAUUACAUUUAUACUUUCUAAAGGUCCUGUCCAAAUUCUCAUGACUUCCAACAUUAUAUUCACUGUAAACAAUGCAACUUUUUACACAAAUCAGCUACUUUGAUUACUUUCCCAACAACUUAGACAAAACUUCCACAUCAACUAGAUUUUCUGUAAUUUUUUAUAAACAACUGAAAUUUGGACCACUUUCCCAACACUUGUUUGACAUAUUGUCUACUUCUCUGCUAUUCGAAUCUGGUCAGCGCUAAGGGCUUGUCAUGGCCUAAAUUGUGACUUUUGACACAAACCAGCUACUUUGACCACUUUCCCAACAAGCUAAACAAAAACGUAGAGUUGAGUGUAUGACAUCUUGGACUACUUCUCUGCUAUUCAAAUCUGAAAUCAGAACAGAAAUAUAUUCUACUGAUCAAAUGAUACAGCUGUUUUAGUAAACGCAUCAACUACAUUUUUUUCUGUCAUUUCUUUUAAACAACUGCCGUUUUGACCCCUUUCACAACAAGCUAGACAACAACUUAAAGGGAAUGAAAUCUUAGUCUACUUCUCUGCUAUUCAAAUCUGAAAUAUAUUCUAGCAAUAAAACAAUACAGCUGUUUUAGUAAGCACAUCAACAAAAUGUUAUCUCAACUUUUACAAACAACAAGUGAACAUAGCUAAAUGACUAAAAAAUGUAAAGAAUGUAAAAAAUAUAUUCUACCAAUCAAAUUAUAGCAGUGGGGGAGCACAUAAGACUGAUUGUGCCAUGCAUCUCACCCCAACCCACUAAACUAACCCACUAUAACAACCCCCACACUCACUAACCAAACUACAAUAGUGACCCCACUACUUAUAGCUAACCCUUGACCUAUCUAUCUAAAACAUUCAGGAUCACUACUGCAAUGUACAGCUACUAGUACUUCUGGGCUACUUACUUCUACUUAGUCUCCCACUGAAGGCAACUAUCAACUAUUUAUAAAACAGUCACUCCAUCUACUACACCAGCCUCAAUUGUUCAACACUAACACAAUUCUAAUCUUCUUCCACUAGAUGAACCAUCAUAUUUCUCUCACCAAAUGAUAGCCUACAACUUUUCUAAUUCCUUAUGAGUAAAAGUGUAGGAGUCUGAGUGUAUCCAAAGUAAUAAGGUUGAUAUAGUAGUCUAUCAAAGUAAUCAGACCAGAUAUUUUAAUAUAUUUAACUUUGACUAUAUUUCAUUGCUUCACUUAAGUAAAACGUUUUAAACUUCUUCAACUACCACAAAAAUAAUUUUAAAGAGCUGAAGCAAGUCACACAAUUUUUCUUCAUUGAAAAUUACCAUCUAGUUAGCCUUACAAAUGUGCAACACUGUAAUGAAGUGUUGCUUAAAAAGUUAUUGGAGAGCAAUACAAAGAACUCAAACUUGAACUCAGACUCGAACACUAGAGACUUGGGACCCGACUCUGACUGGAGGUUUAGUGACUUGACUACAUCACUGCUUCAAUGUAUUUGGAACAGUCUUCAUAUGGUGUCUGCCACUUGGGGCUUGCAACAUUUAUUUCACUUCACUAAUUUGUAGUUGCUGAAUGCCUGGGACAUUAGACCCUGGAAUCUGGCUAUUUACUGUACUUGCAAGAUGGUGUACAAACCAUCCAAGCUGACAUGAAAAUAUUUAUGUUUCGCUGGACUGGAGUGCUUACACACACAGAGGAUCUGGUGCAGAUAAUUGGGGUGAAACACUUGAUUAUUAGUGAAAGAGCAACAUGACAUCACCAUACCUUAGUCAUGGCUCAGCCCCUGGGAAGACUGAGUGUACUUUCUGUGUAUGCACCCAUUGCACUGUCCGUGUGUCAGUUUGUUAAUGUGAGCGAGUUUUAGUGUGUGUGUGUGACCCAGGUUUUUGUGUGUGUAUUAACAAAUCAGGUGAUGGAUGAAUGUCUGUUUUGUUUUAAUAAGGUAGAUAUGAUUGUAUGCCUGUAUGUGAGUUUGUUUACUAAAUGUUCUUGUGUGCGAAUUUUCAGUGAAUUUAUGUAAAUCACAAAGCUCAUCUGCAUUUCCUGCAGUGCUAGAAUAUUCUCUGCAACACAAGAGUGAUCAAAUGAAUAUCCUACAUCUGUAUGACAACCACUACAGUCACAUUUUUGCUUAAGUAAUCAUAACACACAGCAAAAUUCAGUAGAUAUAAAAAUACUUAAUUCUGUAUGAGAUGCAUGUUCAAACAGAACCCGGAGAUAUGAGAGGACUAAGAAAGGAGGACUAAGCCUAACAGAAAUUUAAUAAGUGAGCAUUAUGUUGUCUAACAAUCUUUCCUUAUCUCAUGUAUGUUUGACCUACAGGCGCUGAACGGCUUCAUCCUGGUGGUCACUAAUGAUGGGACCAUUUUUUACUCCUCUCACACCAUCCAGGAUUACCUGGGCUUCCACCAGGUACCGUACAGAUUGUCCCUCCUCCCUUUCCGUAGCCCAGUGAAGGUUAUAUCCCUUAAACAUGACCAGGUUGUUCUGUGCCUCAGCUCAUUCAUAAUGGACAAGCAGGCAUCUGGUGAGGCAGCUUUAUCGUCUUUGUGGUCUUGGCUGAAUAAUAUCAUUCAUUUUACAGCUGGGUCACCCCAGUGCAGCAUUGGCAUGCAUGUUUGCAAACGAUAACGCAUAAUCCUCCAUCGACACCUGGUCAUCUCUGAUCUAAGUUUUGAUAAUUAAUUACAUGCAAUACGAACAUCCAAUGUUAUCCUGUAGAACUGUAGAGGUUUUCCCUAUAGAGACAGUUGCCCAUAGAUGCUUUGUCAUGAAAUAAUUGGUCUUGCAAAAUAGAUUUUAUCUCAACGAGACUAACCUGUAUAAAUCUCGUUAAAUGAACAUAAUAUUCAUUGGCGUUGUGGUUGCGGUUUGGGGUUUAGGGGUUGGGGGUUUCGUGCGGUGUCUGCUGCGAUUUGUCGGGGCCGUUGUCUGGGUUGUGGCCCCUGCCUGCUCAGUGUGUAGUCUGAUUCUGCUCAGCGGGUCCACAGAGAGAAACUGGUAGAGACCAGUCUAUUAAUAGCAUGGCCUUUAGUGGAAAGAAACCACCAGCCGUGGUAGUGGGAAGCAGCACUAGCCAGCACGACAGCUGAAGAGAUGGAUGGGAGUAUGGAGGGGGAUGGAGGGAUAGUAAAGAGGCAGUCUACUGUACGAAAUUCAGACCCUGGAGAAGUCCAGUACACACUGAGACACUGAGAAUUCAACAGACUCUUGGAGAUACAGUAUAUCCCAGACUCUUUCACUAUAGCGAGGUUCCCAUAACGUCACUCCUUCAGUUUAGCAGUAUAGUGUCCGAAGUUCCCAUAAUGUAAUUUGCAUAAGGAUGCCCUCAAUUUAGAUUUUGUUUGUGUCUGUAUUGUGCAUGCUUUCCAUAAUCUUUAUUUUAACUGUCUUUAUAUUAUGUAUAUUUCCAAAAACCUUUAUUUUGUUUGUCUCUAUAUAAUCUAACAUAAUCUUUACCUCCCCCCUCCUUCCUUCCCUUUCUCACUCCCACCUCCCUCUCUCCUUCCACAGACUGAUGUUAUGCACCAGAGUGUGUAUGAGUUGGUUCAUACUGAGGACCAGCAGGAGCUGAGGAGGAACCUCCACUGGGCCCUCAACCCACCUGACAUCGUGGCCCCCGAGGCCCCACUGGGAGAGACCCCCUCAGGUUACCUCGUGCCUCAAUGUUAGACCCUGAAACACCACCUCCAUCAAUGAAACAAUGUUUAAGGAUAUUCAAACAGAAAUUAAUGCAGAACUUUUGGUAUAAUUUCCUAUUGUCACGAACCGGCUCAAGUUCGUAACAAAAGGGAGACACGUGGAGACAAGGAAUACCCAAAAUAUAUAUUUAUUAGCUAAAGUAAACUAAAUCAAAUAACAAUGGUGUGUGUAAUCAGUAAUCAGUAGUGUGAGUGUUUGCAGGCAUAAAUGUAAUAAUGCAAAGUGUUGAAAGGUGCCAAAGCAAACAACCAAAAAGGCCACAAAAAUAUCACAACCAAAGUCAAAGUAUCUGCCUGGAGAGAGUCUCCUCAAUGAAUGUGGAAGAGGUCCAUUUAUGCUGGGACACACCCGGCCCAGGUGUUUCCCAUGUAGCUGACGACCCUCCCAACUCCGCCCACCGGCAUCCUAAUAAGGAAACAAGAGCAAAGAGAGAAUACGGCAGACAGAGUGGGAGGGUCGUCACACACCCCCCCCCCCCCCCCCCCCCCCCCCCCCCAUAAGACCGGGGACCAACAAGGACCCCGGACCAACGUACCAGCCCCUGCGUCCCAAACCGACAAUUUGUACAUGUUCACCCCUCCACUUGCCCCACCCAUCAUCCUCCUCUCCAGACCUCAGCAACCUUUACACAGGAAGCAACCUUUAAGAGGAAAGAAAAACACAAGACUAGGAGGGGACAAACAGGAAAGAUAGAACAUGACAAAAUCAAACAAUGGUCGGUCACAUCAAUAUUCAUGAACAGGGCGCACGAGAGAGCGCAUCAGUAAUCACGUUAUCAGUCCCCCGGAUGUGCCGCACAUCUAGAUGGAAGGAUUGUAAAAAUAAAAACCAUCUCAUUAUCCUCUGAUUAGGACACCUCAUGGACCUCAAAAAUGUGAGAGGGUUAUGGUCGGUGUAGACCACAAUAGGUACUACACCCGACCCAACAUACACUUCAGAGUGUUGUAGCGCCCAUAUAAGUGCUAAUGCUUCUUUUUCAAUGACCGAAUAGUUCAACUGAUAAUGGUUAAACUUUUUGGAAAAGAAACAGGCCUCUCAACCCCAGCCACAUCUGCUUGCAGCAAAACUGCACCCGCCCCCACAUGACUAGCAUCCACCUGCAAGGUAAAUGACAAAUCGAGGAGCAGCCUGUACCGGAGUUGAAGUAAGCAACCUCUUUGCAUCUUCGAAAGCCUGUUGACAAUGAGAAGACCAUACGUACACAGCCUUAGCUUUCAGCAAAUCUGUCAAGGGAGCGACCACAGUAGAGAAGUUCCUACAAAAACCACGAUAAUACCCAAUCAUUCCCAAGAAACGCAUCAGUUCCUUUUUAGUAGUUGGUAGUGGAAAAGCAUCAAUAGCUACCACUUUAGCCCGAACAGGACGCACUUCACCCUGCCCAACCACCUUUCCAAGGUAUGUAACAGUCGCCUGAGCAAACUCACAUUUAGCCAAAUUUAUCGUGAGACGACCCGCAGCCAGACGUCCGAACAAGGCUUGAAUACGGGACAGAUGUUCCUCCCAAGUAUCUGCAUAUAUCACUACAUCGUCCAGAUAAACAGCGCACCCGGCCAGACCAGAGACAACCCUGUUCAUAAGUCGCUGAAAAGUUGCAGGCGCAUUACGCAGUCCGAAACUCAUAACCGAAUACGAGUACAGACCAAAAGGUGUAAUAAAGGCAGAGAUUUCACGUGCCCUACUCGUCAGUGGCACCUGCCAAUAGCCCUUUAACAGGUCAAAUUUGCUCACAAACUUAGCUGCGCCGACUUGAUCAACGCAGUCCUCCAUCCGAGGAAGAGGAAAUGAAUCCGGCUUAGUGACAUCGUUUACCUUACGGUAGUCCGUACAAAAUCUGUUUGUUCCAUCCGAUUUACUGACCAAGAUACAGGGAGAAGCCCAACUGGAGAAAGAAGGCUCUGCUAUUUUACUCUCCAGCAUGUACCUGACCUCAGCAUCCAGACAACGCAGUUUCUCUGAAGAAACUCUAUAGAACCGUUGACGAAUGGGGUCAGCAUCUCCAAUGUCAAUAUCAUGUUCUAUUAAGUUUGUUCAUGCUCCAUUUUAGCUUGUUCAUGCUCCCGCUGUAACAGAAGCAGUUCUUUCUGCUGUUCAAAAAGAAGACUACUAUGACUAACCGAUGGAGCGGUCAUUGUAACAUAUCAGGGAGACAACGUGUCCUCAGCAGAGGCUGCCCCAGUUGUAACAUCCAGAAUACCACUCUCCAUCAAAUUGGCCUUCAAUAUUAACCUAAUAUAAUUUUUUAGACGUUUAUCACUAAUUUCAACCUUGUAGUGUUCAGCAACCUUCAACAGCUGUUCUUUCGUACAUAAUUCUAACAGUUCUUCUGAUGGAAAGCGAAUGAACUCAUCUACAUUAGACGCCAUAAUCAGGAAAAAAAAAAUAUAUAUAUAGAUCAUAAUAAUCUUGCUCAACCCCUCUGCUGAGCACACCAGACACAAAAGAAAUGACAAUCACACAGAGCACCACAGAAGAGAGCUGGGAUAUGGAGCUUCCCCAAAACCUACAAUAACUCAACCCUAGUCUUCGUGCAGAUUCGCGGUGGGUAAUUACGCACUGUAGCCCGCUGGCAAGGAAUUAAACCCCCCAGCACGCUGGUAGAUUUCCCCAAGCCACGGAUGUGCCCCCGAGACAACUGCUCAGUCCACUGACACCACACAAAAAUUUAACCAUGCCCAACGUAUCCCAAAACAAAACACGUCACUAAGCCUAUCAGGGGAAAAAGCUAUAGCUCCGGGUAGCAAAUGUCACUACCCUACCCAAUCUCCCACUGAGGUACACAGCCGAUUGUACUCACCUCAGACCGAUGUCCCAACAGCGAGUAGAGCAAGAGUUUCCAGGCUGGGCAGGGACUGGAAACUAACCAAUGUACUCUCUCCAACGCAGUACAAAACCCAAAGGCAACCAAUACUGGGCCUAUCAAACUCAAACAAACUAACAAAAUUUACAAAGAAAGACCCUACAGAAUUGGACAUUAACUCCACGUUCUCCCAAACACAACCAGUUCAAGAUCCCGGACGAACCCCCACUUGUCACGAACCGGCUAAAGUUCAUAACAAAAGGGAGACACGAGGAGACAAGGAAUACCCAAAAUAAAUAUUUAUUAGCUAAAGUAAACUAAAUCAAAUAACAAUGGUGUGUGUAAUCAGUAAUCAGUAGUGUAAGUGAGUGUUUGCAGGCAUAAAUGUAAUAAUGCAAAGUGUUGAAAGGUGCCAAAGCAAACAACCAAAAAGGCCACAAAAAUAUCACAACCAAAGUCAAAGUAUCUGCCUGGAGAGAGUCUCCUCAAUGAAUGUGGAAGAGGUCCAUUUAUGCUGGGACACACCCGGCCCAGGUGUUUCCCAUGUAGCUGACGACCCUCCCAACUCCGCCCACCGGCAUCCUAAUAAGGAAACAAGAGCAAAGAGAGAAUACGGCAGACAGAGUGGGAGGGUCGUCACACUAUGAAUACCCUCUUCAUAAUGCAUUACAAAUGCCGUUAUAACACCUUGUGAGCUAUGUGUAAUGCAUUAAAUAAGUAUAUAAUAAUUCAUUAUUAUUAUGCAUUAUAUAAACAUCUAUAACUAAUAAAUGCUCAUAAACAUCUAAAACCUUAGAGAAAGGCUCAGGCCUCUGCACCGAACUACCUCUCCACUAGGGGUAGUGUUGUAAGGUUUUCCUUUCCCUGGUAGAGAGGAAGCUGUCACAUGGCAUGCUAAGACUACAUUAGCCUCUGGGGCUAAUUACAUAAGUGUAUUUUCAACAGAGCUAGGAGAAGAGGACCACUGAGGACAGGACACACAGUCGGGUCAAUAAUUACUCCAAAGAGAGGCCAUACACAGAACAGAACAGAAGCAGCACAGUUAGCAGUUAGAAUGUGCUGAGAGAUAUUGAAUAAGGCUUUGUUUAAAAUGUCAUCAUGACACACAUCCCUCAGCAGACACCCUAGCCAGACACCUCACAUCAGCUUUUCUUCCAAUCCCAAACAUUAAUGUCAACACUCAGUCAACAAUGUUGUUACUCAUUUUUAGCUUUUUGUGUUGAUGAAUUCCUGUACGAACAUAAAAAUAAGAAUUAUUUAAUGAGAUUAAAAGCAGUUUAAUCAGUGAUUACCUCAACUGUUUGUAUUACCAUUUUAGAGAAGUGGCACAGAUUUGUUCUGUUUCUACAGUAUGACUGAACUGUAUACUGUAAUCUUGAGGAUCAUUUCCAAAUAUAGUGAAAUAGGUGGUUAGAUUAUUUUGAUGGUAAAACCUGAUCUGAACAUGUCAUCUCUUCUGACCCACAGAUGCGGAGCCGGACAGCAGCACCAGUGCCACUGUGACCUACAACCCUGAGCAGCUCCCCCCAGAGAACUCCUCCUUUCUGGAAAGAAACUUUGUGUGUCGCUUCCGCUGCCUCCUGGACAACUCCUCUGGCUUCUUGGUAGGUGUUAUUGACACCCCAGCCCUCACCCCGACCGAACACCCCUCACCCCAACCGAAUGCCUUCAAUCCCCAAAUAGUGUGUGUUUAACAGUAUUUUAGGCUCACCCAGAGGCAACCUCACAUUAAUAUAGUGUAAUGUUAAUAUGUUGCAAUACGAUUUUGAUGGAUUAACAUGGACAUCAGAUUCAAUUAAACAUCUUGUCGGAUGGGCUUUGGACAGAGAAUCAAACACAUGGUCAAUGGAAGACGAAAAGAUGUCUAAAACAAAUGUUUGCAUUCUCCCACCCUGCCAGGCCCUGAGUCUGCAGGGCAGGCUGAAGUUCCUGCACGGUCAGAACCAGCGGCAGGAUAACGGGGACAAGGUGCCCCCCCAGCUGGCCCUGUUUGCCAUUGCUACGCCCCUCCAGCCCCCCUCCAUCCUGGAGAUCAGGACCAAGAACAUGAUCUUCAGAACCAAACACAAGCUGGACUUCACCCCCAUGGCAUGUGACGCAAAGUACGCUCUCGUUGUCUUACUCAUUUUCAUGCUGAUUUUGUGGCAGUUGCAAUCAUUGAAAUACAUUUACAUUUUAGUCAUUUAGCAGACUCUUUUAUCCAGAGCGAUUUACAGUAAUGAGUGCAUACAUUUUCGUACUGGUCCCCUGUGGGAAUCGAACCCACAACCCUGGUGUUGGAAGUGUCAUGCUCUACCAACUGAGCCACAUGGGACCAAAAUAAUUGGCUAGUGUACAAUAGUACUGAAUAGACUGUAAUUUGUUAUAUUCAUAAUGCUAUUGUUAUGUAGUACUGGUUAUGAUAUGAAGUGAAAUAAUGUUUAUUGACAUUAUCCCUUGUCGUUUUGCAGGGGGAAAAUUGUGCUUGGGUAUACUGAAGCUGAACUUCGGGUGCGAGGCUCCGGCUAUCAGUUUAUCCAUGCAGCGGAUAUGUUGUACUGCGCUGAGAACCAUGUCCGAAGUAAGCCUCACGUCUAUUAUGUCUACCUAACAUCAGGUUACUUAGGGGUUCAAGCUUUCAAAAUAUACAAACAUGGGAGUAUUUAUUUGGAUUGGGUUGAAUUGGUUCUGUCCUCAAACAUCGUUGAGGCUGGGUCUGACCAGGUCAAAGAUGGUGGUCACAGAGUUCGGACAGCUUUCCCAAGUAAUCCCAGUAGAUUACGGAGCAGAUUGCGCAAAACCGCUGAGCCGAUAGGAUACGCCCACAAAUCCACUACAUGAGCAGAGUACCAGCAAUGAUCCAUAUACAGUGCCUUCAAUAAGUAUUCACACCCCUUGACCUUUUCCACAUUUUGUUGUGUUACAAGGUGGGAUAAAAUGUAUUUAAUUGUCAUUUUUUGUCAAUGAUCUACACAAAAUUCUCUGUAAUGUCAGUGGAAGAAAAAAAGUAUAAUUAUUCAACCCCCUAAGACAAUACAUGUUAGAAUCACCUUCUACAGCGAUUAAAGCUGUGAGUCUUUCUGGGUAGGUCUCUAAGAGCUUUGCACACCUAGAUAGUACAAUAUUUGCACAUUAUUCUUUUUAAAAUUCUUCAAGCUCUGUCAAGUUGGUUAUUUAUCAUUGCUAGACAGCCAUUUUCAAGUCUUGCCAUAGAUUUCCAAGCCGACAUAUGUCAAACUAUAACUUGGCCACUCAGGAACAUUCAAUGUCGUCUUGGUAAGCAACUCCAGUGUAUAUUUGGCCUUGUGUUUUGGGUUAUUGUCCUGCUGAAAGGUGAAUUUGUCUCCCUGUGUCUGUUGGAAAGCAGACUGAACCAGGUUUUCCUGUAGGAUUUUGCCUGUGCUUUAUUCUGUUUCUUUUUAUCCUAAAAAACUCCCUAGUCCUUGUUGAUGAAGCAUACCCAUAACACGACGCAGCCACCACCAUGCUUGAAAAUAUGAAGAGUAGUAGUACAGUGAUGUGUUGUGUAGGAUUUGCCCCAAACAUAACAUUGUGUUUUCAGAACAUAAAGUUAAUUCCUUUGCCAAUUUUUUGCAGUUUUACUUUAGUGCUUUAUUGCAAACAGAUGUAUGUUUUGGAAUAUUUUUAUUCUGUACAGUCUUCCUUCUUUUCACUCUGUCAAUUAGGUUACUAUUGUGGAGUAACUACAGUGUUGUUGAUCAAUUCUCAGUUUUCUCCUAUCACAGCCAUUAAACUCUGUAACUGUUUGAAAGUCACCAUUGGCCUCAUCGUGAAAUCCCUAAGCAGUUUCCUUCCUCUCUGGCAACUAAGUUAGGAAGGGCACCUGUAUCUUUGUAGUGACUGGGUGUAUUGAUACACCAUCCAACGUGUAAUUAAUAACUUCACCAUGCUCAAACGGAUAUUCAGUGUCUGCUUUUUUUUUUUACCCAUCUUCCAAUAGGUGCCCUUCCUUGCAAGGCAUUGGAAAACCUCCCUGGUCUUGUGGUUGAAUCUGUGUUUGAAAUUCACUGCUCGACUGAGGGACCUUACAGACAAUUGUAUGUGUGGGGUACAGAGAUGAGGUAGUCAUUACAAUUAUUUUAAACACUAUUAUUGCACACAGAGUUAGUCCAUGCAACUUAUUAGGUGACUUGUUAAGCAAAUCUUUACUCCUGAACUUAUUUAGGUUUGCCAUAACAAAGUGGUUGAAUAUUUAUUGACUCAAGACAUUUCAACUUUUCAUUUUUAGGUAAUUUGUAAACAUUUAAAAAAAACGUCCACUUUGACAAUAUGGGGUAUUGUGUGUAGGCCAGUGACACAACAUCUCAAUUUAAUCCAUUUUAAAAUCAAGCUGUAACACAACAAAAUGUGGAAAAGGUCAAGGGGCGUGAAUACUUUCUGAAGGCACUGUAGCUAUACCAACACAGCCCCACAAUUAGGCAGAACUAUUACAGGGACUAUAUAGCUUAUCUAGCUACCUACUCUGGCUUCACUUUGGAAUUUUUCCUAGAUUCGCUUCUUAAAAAGAUAAUCUACCAACCACUGCUCCUUGCUAGAGCACAAUCUCAAGGCAAUGAUGAGGCAACAAUAGCUAGCUAGAUAUGUAUUUAGAAUAAUUAAGUUGAACAGAAGUAGAACUCUACCCAUUGUCACUCCUGCGGAGUACUGUAGCUUUAACAAAAUGUAAUACUUACCAUGUGUAAGCCUCCCUCUCACUCUAAAUGACUGUGUCCUGUGGAUCCAGUGAUGAAGACAGGAGAGAGCGGUCUGACCGUGUUCAGGCUCCUCACCAAGGACAACUGCUGGAAGUGGGUCCAGGCCAAUGCCAGGCUGGUCUACAAGAACGGCAAACCAGACUACAUCAUCGCCACGCAGAGGCCUCUGGUGUACGUGAACUCACCUGGGCCCUGUCACAUCCAGCCCCAAAUACACACACUGUCUGGGAACAGUCGUUUUUCCUAAGGUCAUAUGGCCAGGAAAUACUCACGGUCCUAAAAGCUAUAGCGCCACAUUUAUGACAUAGUUAUGUUUUUCUGAUGUGACUAGAACACCAGACAACACAGAUGGAGGAAGGGAUUAUCGUGUGCUUAUGAUCUCAGUGAGACUAUUUUCACAUCAGUUUCCAUGCAUGACACAAUAAUGUGGCAAUACAGUAACACGCAGUUGUAACAGUGGUGAAUUCCGACCAUGACAAUCUCUCAGGUGUUGUUUGUUUUCUGUCCAUCUAGGGAGGAGGAAGGAGGCGAGCACCUACGUAAACGUUCCAUGCACCUCCCCUUCACCUUCGCGACGGGAGAGGCCCUGCUCUACCAGUCCAACCAUCCAAUUGUACGCUUCAACAACGGUGCCCAGGGCUCUGAGAAUAACGGCAGCAAGUCCAAGAAGGGACGGACUGACAGGGUCUCCAGGGAUGGCCUGGACCCAGGCUCCCUCUUGGGGGCGCUGAUGAGUCAGGAUCAGUCUGUGUACAUCUGCCAGCCGGCCCUGGAGUCCAAGCUGUCCUUCCACAGCAGUCUGUUUGGGGACCGAGUCGGCUUCUCUGACUCCGACCCCACUGCCCUGCUCCAGGGCUGGGAUGAGUCAUCCAAUGGAGUAGUGGGUCCGGGUCUUCCAGAGCCGGCGUCGAGCUUCGACCCACUGCUGGCGACCCUAGACUCCCUGUCCCUGGGGAGUCAGGGGGGUGUAGUGGACGGGGAAGGGGACGGAGGCAACGGGGAGGCCUGUUCCAACGGGGAGCUUUUUGGGGCUCUGGAGAGCCUGGGGCUGAGUGCCGAGGACCUGGAGCUGCUGCUGCUGGACGAGAGGAUGAUCCAGGUGGAGAUGGACCCUGAGCGGGUUCCUACCCUGGAUGACCUGCUGACCAACGACGAAAUCCUCUCCUAUAUCCACGACUCCCUGGAGGCAAAGACAGACACGGCAGAGGACAGGGGCCAGGUGCCCUCCACUAUCCCAGCUACAACUGCCCCAAUAACGACGACGACAACAACAAAAGCACCUGUUGAAAGUAAUCCCACUUCUGCCACCAAUGUGCUCUCUCAAUACCUUCACCAUAAGUCUCCCCUGGUGGGGCAGGCACCCAUAGUUCAGCUCUCCCAGCAGAUGCAGCAGCACCUCAGCAUGCGGCCAGGGAUGGUGGUCCAAGACUGGGCCCAGCAUAACAACCACAUGCCCCACCCCGUGGUGCAUGGACUACAGGGGCAGAGUCAGCCCAUACACAAUGGACAAUGGACAUCUCAGCACAUUCUAGCCAGUACAGGGGUCCCAGUUGACCACUGUCACACCCCCCAGUCUCUGUUAAAUGGAAAGACGUCAGAGCCGGAUGGGGAUCUUCACCGGCGGCAAGCCAACCAACACUACCUCCGGCAGCAGCAUCAACAGCAGGCCAUGGUCCAGAGCCAGCUCCCUCUGUGCCAUGCCAAACAGCCAGACGCCAAUCUCAAUGGAGUGUAUGGCAUUCCAAACACACACACAGAGCAUCACCCAGCUGGUAAACAGCAGUGGCAGGACUACAGCUACAGCCACCCUGGGGAAACCACCCUGAACAGCAACCCCUGCCUCAGCAAUGGCCACAUACCCCCCCUCACACACACCACCGUAGACGCUUGUAUGGAUUUCACUAUGGCUGAUAAUCCUGCCGUGGAUUAUACCAUCAACGAAUGCUCGUAUGGGGGGAACGGGCAGGACCAGAGGACAGAGGCUGCCGUUUCAUCCUUCCAGAGGAUGAACCACAAGCAACAGCAGCAGCAGGAGCAGCUGCCCCCUCCCUUGACCCAGGUGCUGUCCAGCCUCUCGCAGUGCCCUCCGCCAAAUGCUACCCUGGAGCAGAUCCUGGGGGUUGGACAGUCCUACAGACAGCUGCCCUCACUGGAGGCCUACGGCAUGAUGACCUCUGACAUCCCUCACGACCCCAACCACAGUAAGGUGAGACCAGUGAUUAUAUGUUCAUAUAGUCUUCUAAUUAUAUUCCUUUGGGUGAGAGUUGAUGUUAGGGAUAUAAAUUUGUUAAGUUUAGGGUUAAGGUUAGGACUGAGGUUAAGGUAAGGGUUAAGGUUAGGGUUAUGGGUCUGCUAGUUGAAUAUAAACUGCCUAAGAACUAGAUGAUUUGCAUAAGGGUUCAUCAGUUUUUACACCUCUUCCCCAACUUUCAUAUUGAUUUGAAGACCAGUGCAUGAUCCAACAGAGGCUUUAGCUGGGACAAUGGUCCCUAACAGAGGGCCUCAGAGGCCAUGAAAGCAGGAGAGUGGGAGCCAAAGUUCUGAAUUAUCCCCCUAGUUGCUUUGCUUUGUUUGUUUUGUCUUCAGUGAAUAUAAUGGAUAGUUUAUUGUUGAAUAAUCAUGAUCUUAUUGUUGACAGGAGUGAGGAGGAGUGAAAGUAGGAAUGUGUCAAGGAACAGUUACCACCACCCAUUUUGUGGCACGUGUUAUGUGUGUAUGUUCAGGGUAAACAGUAUGAAUCUAAGAUAAAAGGCCUUCUGGCCAGUCUGAUUUGUUUUCCUUUUUUCUCCUGACCUACGAAUUUGCUCUGCUACUGUACCAUUACCUAAUGAAGACACACAGAGGCUCAGGCAAAGAGGGGGAGGAAGAGAGGAAGGAGGGGGUGGGGUGGGGAUAGAGGGCAGUGGCAGGCUUUCAGUGACGCCUGUAGAAAAAUCCAGUCAGCAUUUUCAAUUAAAAGGGGAUUGUCCCAUUGUUUCCCUCUGAUGGAAAGAGAGUGGAUACAUUGGGAGCAGUCAUAACAGGGCCUAUUGACUCUAGUUGGCAUAGUACAUCCGCCAGUGCAACAACAUGAAAGAGACAUACAUACUGUAGGUUAUCCUAAGCUGCACUCUCUAAUGCCCUUCUGACCCCCUGGAACUGCAAUUCAGACCAGACAUUGAAUUAAUGGAGACUUUUUAAAGGGAACUGACAAGUACUUGAUCCCAGAUUUGAGGCAAAGGAGUCGGAAGGGACAGUGAUUAUCCAUAGUUCACACCAGGACAGCAGGUGCAAUUCAUGGCCGCAACGUGUUUAGAUAAAUCAUUAUGAUCAUGAUUCAUUCAAGAAUAACUUAAAGAAUGAAUACUGCGAAUCACAAACUGGGUAAGCUUAGGUAAAAAUUAUUUUUUAGAUUGAUGAUUUUUGAUGGUUUGAUAUUGAGAAUGUAUCUUUCAACAACUCUUGAUUAAAUUGCCAAUACUUUUGACAAUGCAGUCCUAGAUAUGUAAUGUGUUAAUCUGCUGAUGGUAAUCAACCAUCGACGGUCAUAUACCAUUCACAAGCUGAAAUGCAGUUUCCCGUCGUUGUUUCCCUGUCUUCUUCCUCUUUUCUUAGAUGGAAAAUGGCUGCAUUCUUAACGGGACCUACUCAGGAGGCUGUGUUCUGCCCAAUGGGAAUGGUGUGGUGUCCUCUAACGGCCUGCUCCCCUGCCCAGACACUCUAUCCAGCCUCCCUGAUGCCUAG